CCCCGCCAGCGAACCGCCACUCUGCCCAGGGAUGGGGAGCAGCGGAGGCGGCGGUAAGCCGCCGGCGUGGGAGUUCAACGCGACGGGGCCGCGCAACCUCUCCAACCCCAGCUGGAGGGACCUCAUCCGCUCCAACUGGAAAAAUCCCAACUACAGAAGAAUUGCAAUUUCGUGUUUCGUGCAGGCCGCAUAUGUACUGGAGUUUGACAGGCAAGAGAACAGAACUGGUUCAACUGCCAUUGCUCCUAACUGGUGGAAGCCAUUUAAAUACAAGUUGGUAUGCCCUCUGCUCGAUUCCAGAGAUGGAUCAAUAUAUGGGGCACUUCUAGAAUGGGACCAGCUUGCUGCCCUAUCGGACUUGAUAAUGCUGAGACCUAAUGGUGCUCCGAAGGCUGUCCUGGCACUGAGGGGAACGGUACUAAAGCAGUUGACUGUUGCGAGAGACUUGGAGGAUGACCUCAGGUUCUUUGCUCAGGAGAGCUUGAGGGGUUCUGUGAGGUACGCCGGAGCACUGGAGUUGCUCCAGUCGGCAAUCAAUAAGCAUGGAAGCAACAAUGUGUGCAUUGCAGGGCAUUCCCUGGGGGCCGGAUUUGCUAUGCAGGUUGGUAAGACCUUGGCGAAGGAUGGAGUCUUUGUAGAAUGCCAUUUGUUUAACCCACCAUCAGUGUCACUUGGCAUGGGUUUGAGGAAACUUCAGGAGAAAGCCGACAAGGUUUUGAAGCGAUACAUCAGUGGCAGCUCCUCAAAUGCCAGUGAAAUUUCUCGGCCGGGAGACAAGGGGGAAAUUGUCUCUGAAAUUGGAGAAGAAAAACUGAUCAAGGAGGUGAAGAGAUGGGUGCCGAACCUGUACAUCAACAACUCCGACUACAUUUGCUGUUUCUAUGUUGACCGUAGUGGCGUAGCCACUGUUACUACUGAGAAGCGCGGCGAUGGUCACGCUCAGGCACGUGCCAAGGUGUUUGUGAUUGCGAAAGGACCACAGAAGUUUCUAAAAGCUCAUGGGUUGCAGCAAUGGUGGUCGGAUGAUUCUGAGCUCCAUCUGGCUGUGCAUGAUAGCAAGCUCAUGUACAGGCACCUAAAAUCCUUGUAUGUAAAACAAGCGUAGCAAAAAUAAACUGCAUGGUGAUGUCGGUCCCCUGUUCUUUAGUCAAGUAAGCUUUUAGAUCUUUGAAGGGCUCCAGUUCAUGCAGACCUUUGUCAGUUUUUCCUUUUCUGAGGUGCAACCCUUUCUUAGUUGUGUCGUCGCAUAGGACUGUUCCAUAUAUCUACAUUAAUUGUGCAUAUGAAAUGCCAGUCUUGCAUUGUACCUUGAA
Lolium perenne is the source of this 1313-nucleotide messenger RNA. Its product is annotated as GDSL esterase/lipase At4g10955. NCBI's taxonomy places the organism in Eukaryota, Viridiplantae, Streptophyta, Magnoliopsida, Poales, Poaceae. The record is from RefSeq and is a predicted model, not a curated record.